AUGGCACCCGGUAUCACCAUCGACAACACAUUCGACUUCUCGUUCGCCCCACCGCCGACAAAGUCGCAAGACAGAACCCUUCUUCUCGCCCCACCUUCAAUCGCCUCACACCCAGACGCCCUCAACAGCAUUGUCGAAGCCCACGAUCGCAAUGCCACCGAUAUCCAGAUGCUCGAUCGUCUCGCCCUCGGUCUUGUUUCUCUGCCUGCUUCCACAUAUGAUCUGGUCCUUUUACUCACCAACGUCGAUGGCUCGCGUGAGCCACUCAAUCGUGCAAUCAUCGAGAAACUCGUGCCUUCGCUCAAGGCUGGUGGAAAGUUGAAGAGUCAGGAUGGAGCAUUCGGUGCACAGACGUCUUCUGAGCAGACUGAGGCUAUCCUCGCUGGUCUUGUCCAGGAUGCUAGUGGUGGUAUGGCCAAGCCCGCAGCUGCGCAAACCGUCACUUUGAGUUUUGGAAAGAAGAAGAAGGCAAAUGCUGCUGCUGUGCCUUUGAACAACGUCGAAGCUAUCAACAAGACCAUCACUGAGACUGCUGCACCUGCGGCACCUGCUGGAGUUGGUUUCGAUAUGGGCGAUGAUCUGGAUGUGGAGUUUUACGAUGAAGAUGAAGAGAUGGAGUUGCCGUCAAAGGAGGAAUUGCUCAAUGGCUCUACCAUUGACCCCAACACACUACUCAGCGAAGAGGAUCGCAAGCGUCCUAUCGUGAUCCCUGAAGCUUGCAAGCCCAACGGCAAGAGAAGACGUGCAUGCAAGGACUGCACUUGUGGACUCAAGCAAAAGCUCGAUGCCGAAGACAAGGCUAAGCGCGAAGCUGCCGACAGUGCACUCAAGACCAUGAAGUUGGAUACUGACGACUUGGCUGAGGUUGAUUUCACUGUUCAAGGCAAGGUCGGCAGUUGUGGCAACUGUGCACUUGGAGAUGCUUUCAGAUGUGACGGAUGUCCGUACAUUGGACUGCCUGCUUUCAAGCCUGGCGAGGAGGUGCGCUUGCUCAACAACGAUAUCCAGCUGUAA
Molecule: messenger RNA, 1014 nt
Organism: Aureobasidium melanogenum CBS 110374
Lineage: Eukaryota; Fungi; Ascomycota; Dothideomycetes; Dothideales; Saccotheciaceae
Product: DUF689-domain-containing protein
Exons: 1
Coding region: 1-1014 (337 amino acids)
Biological process (GO): iron-sulfur cluster assembly
Cellular component (GO): cytoplasm
Molecular function (GO): iron-sulfur cluster binding
Source: RefSeq, a predicted model, not a curated record